AUGGAAGUCCAGCGACGAAAGCAGCAGUCUUCAUCUCUUGACGAUCAAAAAAUUAAUGAUGUCGACACAAAAAUCAAAUACAUAGUAUCACCCUUUCGCACCGUGACAAAAUUAAAGAGAAGCAAUUAUACACUCAUAAAAUCACACAAAAAGCUGCCCUUCUCAAAUGCACCUUCCGGCGCUUUGACAGUCUCAUUUAAAUCCAACGUUUAUUGGACUAAAAAAGCCAUAAACAUAACUCUACCACGUGACGCCACCUUUAAGUCAUUCGAUUGUAAGGUCUCAAUGAUUUUGGGCUAUCCGAUGCCGAAAGACUUGGUCAUCUUGUAUCAUCAUGAGGAAUUGAGUGAUAAGGAAAAAAAAGACCUUUAUGACAAUUCGGAAGUAGUUCAUUUUCUUUGUGGCAAAGAAAUGACGAUGGAACUUUUAAAAAAUCAGACACUACGAUUACUUCAUUAUUGGCGGUAUGCAAAACUUUCUGGAAGCGUUGGUGAUAGUACAAUAAAUAAUGAUGAAAGUGAAAUAGAGUUCGUACUGGACGAACAAGUGCCAUUGGAAAGACGAGGAAUGGAUAAUGCUAAUAUGGGUAACGAGGAUAAUAUAGAUUAUGAGACUUUUCAAAGAGUAGGUGAUCGAAUUCCAACAGCCGCUUGGUACAUAGUUCUAUGCGAACUAUGUGAAAGAUUCACAUAUUACGGUGUAUCUGGACCAUUCCAAAACUAUAUACAAUUCCCAAAACCCAAACACCCGGGAGACCAAUCCGGCGCACUAGGAAAAGGACAGCGUGUGGCAACAGCACUUGCUCUUUUCUUUAGUUUCUUUUGUUACCUGACGCCAAUUCUGGGUGCGAUAAUCGCCGAUAGAUAUAUCGGAAAAUACAAGACAAUAUUAUUUUCAAGCUUUGUUUACAUGGUUGGAUUAUCGGUGUUGACUUUCUCAGCGUUGCCAGCGUCAGUUGAUGCUGGAGCCGCAUUGCCAGGACUAGUCCUUGCAUUAAUCAUAAUAGGAUUUGGGGCAGGAGGGAUAAAGUCUAAUGUUUCGUCGAUGGUGGCGGAACAGUAUCAUCAAAAGAAAGCUUAUUUAAAGACAUUGGAGACGGGGGAGAAAGUUGUAGUAGAUCCAAAACUUACAGUACAGUCGAUAUUUCAUUGGUUUUAUCUCGCAAUAAAUAUUGGAGCGCUGUCGUCGAUAAUCACAACAAAUGUUGAAAAAUAUCAUUCUUUUUGGUUAGCUUAUUUGAUUCCACUCAUUGUUUUUGUGAUUGCAAUCUCGAUAUUUUUCCAUGGAAGAUAUCAAUAUAUACAAACGCCUCCAAAAGGAUCAAUCGUUAUCGACGCGGCAAGAGCUUUCCGAAUUGCAUUAGCAAAUGGGCGGAACUUGGAUAAAGCUCGUCCUUCACAGAUGACCUCACUUGAACGACAACGCCGCAAAAUAAAAUACAAUGACGAAUUCAUCGAUGAAUUACGAUCCACUGUAAAUGCAUGCCAAGUAUUCAUAUUCUAUCCGGUAUACUGGGCCGCCUACAACCAACUACAUACCAACCUAAUCUCACAGGGUGCAACAAUGCAAACUGGUGUCAUCCCAAACGAUAUUAUGAGCAAUAUCGACCCGAUCACUUUGAUUAUUUUGAUCCCGAUUCUCGAUCGAUGGUUUUAUCCCGCGUUAAGGAAACGGAAAAUUUUGUUUGGUCCGAUAACGAGAAUGUUUAUUGGAUUCAUGUUUUCGACACUGGCGAUGACUUAUAGUGCGGUAGUUCAGUUGGGCAUUUAUAAUACAGGACCUUGUUAUGAGCGGACACAUUGUACUGUUGACGGAAAGACUGUGCCCAAUAAUAUCAGUAUUUGGUGGCAGACUCCCACUUAUAUUCUCACUGCCACCUCUGAAGCUUUUGCAUGUGUAUCUGCCCUUGAAUUCGCAUUUCAAAAGGCUCCAGCUUCAAUGAAAUCAAUAGUGGUAGCAUUAUAUCUCGGAACAACAGGUCUCGGUGCAGCUCUCGGAUUCACCAUAAUCCCACUAUCAAAAGAUCCGUACACAAUCUACGUGUACGCCAUUCUAGCAUUCAUGACUUUUAUUUCUGGGUGUGCGAUGCUGUUUUUCUUUCGACAGUAUAAUCGGAAUGAUUGGGAAGAAAGUAAUAAUAGUAUCAUUUUAGUUUCACGGGAAGUUACUGAUGUGAAUGUCCACGGUGACGUUAAUGAGGAAGAGGUGGAAUUGCCAGUGGCUGAACAAGAAGGCCGAUAA
This is a messenger RNA of Ambispora gerdemannii, 2241 nucleotides long. The record is from the annotation of a GenBank genome assembly. NCBI's taxonomy places the organism in Eukaryota, Fungi, Glomeromycota, Glomeromycetes, Archaeosporales, Ambisporaceae.